Elephantulus edwardii (Cape elephant shrew) is the source of this 1263-nucleotide messenger RNA. It is a transcript of the gene RENBP, whose product is annotated as renin binding protein. The transcript has 10 exons. Lineage: Eukaryota; Metazoa; Chordata; Mammalia; Macroscelidea; Macroscelididae. The record is from RefSeq and is a predicted model, not a curated record. Gene Ontology annotation, molecular function: peptidase inhibitor activity; N-acylglucosamine 2-epimerase activity. Bases 1 to 1263 code for a protein of 420 amino acids. Gene Ontology annotation, biological process: carbohydrate metabolic process; N-acetylmannosamine metabolic process; N-acetylglucosamine metabolic process.
AUGGAGCAGGAGCGGGAGACCCUGAAGACGUGGAAGGAGCGUGUGGGCCUGGAGCUGGAUCGAGUGAUGGCGUUCUGGACCGACCACUCGCAUGACCAGGAACAUGGGGGCUUCCUCACGUGCCUGAGCCAUGACGGCAAAGUGUAUGACGACCUCAAGUACGUGUGGCUGCAGGGCAGGCAGGUGUGGACCUACUGUCGCCUGUACCGCAAGAUUGAGCGCUUCCGCCGCCCUGAACUGCUGGCUGCAGCCAAAGCAGGAGGCGACUUUUUGCUGCACCAUGCUCUGGUGACGCCCCCUGAGAAGAAAUGUGCCUUCGUGCUGACCCGGGAUGGCCGCCCCAUCAAGGUGCAGCGCACAAUCUUCAGCGAAUGUUUCUACACCAUGGCCAUGAACGAGCUCUGGAGGGUCACAGGCCAAGCACACUACCAGACUGAGGCGGUGGAGAUGAUGGAGCAGCUAGUCUACUGGGUGCGGGUAGACCCAUCAGGGCUAGGGCGGCCACGGCUCCUGGGGGACCCCGGUGCCGAGCCUAUGGCGAUCCCCAUGAUGCUGCUGUGCCUGGUGGAGCAGCUGGGAGAAGGGGACACGGAGCUGACCGCCAGAUAUGCUCAGCUCGGGGACUGGUGUGCGGCCAGGAUACUACAGCACGUCCAGAGGGAUGGGACAGCUGUGCUGGAGAAUGUGGCCGAGGAUGGCAGGGAGCUCGCGGGCUGCUUGGGGAGACACCAGAACCCAGGGCAUGCUCUGGAAGCUGGCUGGUUCCUCCUCCGCCAUGCUGCCCGCAAAGGUGACAACAAGCUUCGCACUCUUGUGGUUGACAAGUUCCUGCUGCAGCCCUUCCGCUCUGGCUGGGACCCGGACCACGGAGGCCUGUUCUCCUUCCAGGACAUUGAUGGCCUGUGCCCUACCCAGCUGGAGUGGGCCAUGAAGCUUUGGUGGCCGCACUGUGAAGCCAUGGUCGCCUUCCUCAUGGGCUACAGUGAGACUGGGGAGCCUGCCUUGUUGCACCUCUUCUGCCAGGUGGCUGAGUACACCUUCUGCCAGUUCAGGGAUCCCGAGCACGGGGAAUGGUUUGGCUACCUGAACCGAGAGGGGAAGGUCGCCCUCACCAUCAAGGGUGGACCUUUCAAAGGUUGCUUCCACGUGCCACGGUGCUUGGCCAUGUGCGAGGAGAUGCUGGACGCCCUGCUCGUUGCCCUGGCCCCGUGCCCCGCGCCCCAGGCCCCAGGCGCUGCGUCCGCCCGCGGAGACGCCGAAUAA